AUGACUCACCAUCAACGCCGUGAUCGCCAAAUACCGAAACUACAAACCAUCUUGAAGAUGGUCUUUUCAUCAGAUCAGCCCGCAGUGUCUGCAGGGCAAGAGGUCGAGGUGGUGGACGACUGCGAUGAGCCUCCCGAUCAAAACCGUUUACACAACCGCCCCAAUAACGACCAAUUAUAUAUCAAAGCACACCUGGCGCCGGAGAAGAAAGAGUCAUUGCUCACUCGAGCUCUGAAGAGUCCUGAACUCGGUCCCGUUGAUCGAGUCCGAAAAGCUUCCUAUCCUACCAGCAACGCUAGCGGUCACUCUACUGCUGAACUGACUAGUGAUGGCGAUCUCACCAGCCCGACCUACUCGAAUACCUCCAGCCCACCACAUAUCUCAACACUUCAUUUGGCUCCCGUCUUGGAAACAAGGAUAGCUUCACCACCUUCGGAUCCCACCGAAUCGAAAAUUGAGGCUGAUCUUGGCCGCAAGCGUUGUAUCAGCUUUGCUUGUACAGCUCGGCAACCAGAACGACCCAAAGAACCAGAGAAGAAGCUGAAAAUGCCCGAAGAGAGUGACGCGACUGACGCGCCUCAGCGCAAAACGAGAUUGACUUUCGUUUGUCCUUCACGGCAAAGCGAGACCAGACCCACUGCCAGGAGAUCUCCAUCGUACACCUCUCGUGCAACUCGCUCGCCCCCGCCAACGUCCCGUCGAACGUCUCCCUCUAAACAAGUCGAUGUUGCUCGUGUCGCAGAGCCAGCGCCUGUGAAAAAGCCUGGUAGCAUACAUAUGACUGGUCUUGGAGAGUUCAAGCCGUCAGAAGAAACUCGCUUCCACGAAUUCGCCAGUUCGCUCGACGAGGUCGACGAAUGGGUAGCACAAUCGACCGAGCACCAGGGGAAAAUGACAUUGGCCGAUUGCAUGAAGAAAGAAAUGGCUAUUCGAAAAUUAGGAGAAGAAGCUGAGGCUGAAGCCAUUGCCGAAGAAGAAGAGGAGGACGAGAUGGAAAACGAAGAUGACGACAUGGUAGAUCCGGAUGACGAAGAAGAAGACACAGUCCACGACUUUUCUUCUGACGACGGCAACGAAUCAGAUAACGAAGCUGGUUUCGCCGACUCGGAUGACGAGAGCGAUGGCAAUUCUGAGUACGAAUUCUGGGCACCCUCGACAACAACCGCCGCGACAAGCGCUGAUAAUCUGGAUAUCGUGCGUCUUGCUGUUGAUCGCCGGAAUUCGAACACAUCGAUCGAUUCAUUGAAACACGAAUAUAGCCGACCUUCAUCAUCGAUGGCCGGGUCUAGGAAAACCCGCCGCCCGAUCAAUAUCCCUCGAGCUCAAACUCCCGACUUGCCGGACAGCACUGAUUUCGUGUGCGGAACACUUGACGAGGACCGUCCGCUAGAGGCAGCUUACAUGUCAUGCAUUGAAGAACGACGUCGCAAAAAGCACAUUCCUGUCCCUCAAGAUAUCGACCCUAGUUUCCCGACCACAGAUCCCGAGGACAACGAGGACGACGUUGAAGAGAACGAAGAUGAGGACGAGGAUGACGAUGGCGAUGACGAUGUAGCGGUUGCUGCUCGAAUUGAAGAGGAUCUUUUGCGCGGCAGGUCCAAGGGGACAAACAAAAAGACAUCCCGGACGUCCCCCCGACGCGUUCACUCUCCGGCUCCACGCGCACAUGGACAGGUUUCGCCGAAACGUAUGAAAUCUCCUGCUCCUAAAGCGCGACAUGUAUUGGCUGCUGGAUUACCUACAAUUGCCAUUCCAGUACGCAAGACUGGGUUCAAUAUCACAGGUCCCGUUCAGCGUCCUCAUUACAGUCGAACAAAGUCUCUACCUCGCACGCCGAACCCAUUCUUCAAAGGCUUAGAGCAAUCGAGACUAUCCGGUCAGAACAUGUCCACCUCUGGGAACGAUGUUGACGGACCAGUCUCCCGCAGUCGGGAACUGCAUACGCGCGGGCCCAUUGAUAUCAUUCAAGGGCUGGAGCGCAAACGACAGAAACGAAAAGAAAAGUUCUGGCGCCAACAUUGCCGCAAAGCCGCUGCCAAAGAACACUCUGAGCGACGUGUAGCGCGCGGCAAAGGCGCCGAACGUAUGAAAGAGCUUGGUCUUGAAGUGGCCGAGCGAUUCAAAGCAUACGGCGUUGGCCAAGAUACCCAAUUGAUGCUGUCUAUUUGA
Messenger RNA from Talaromyces amestolkiae, 2169 nucleotides. RefSeq lists its product as uncharacterized. Lineage: Eukaryota; Fungi; Ascomycota; Eurotiomycetes; Eurotiales; Trichocomaceae. The transcript has a single exon. The coding region runs from base 1 to 2169 and encodes 722 amino acids. The record is from RefSeq and is a predicted model, not a curated record.